AUGGGAAUGGCACAAAGGAGCCUGGCACUGGGCUGCAUGUCCAUCAUCUUGGUUCUACAUGGAAAGGCCCUGGUGUUUGCAGACCUGAGCACUCAGGAGAUAGAAGCUGUGCAUGGUUCCCUAGUGAGCAGGCCAGAGCUGGAGCUGCAGCCAUGCAUGCAGGCUUUAGACAAGAACUCUGUGUUCCACAUUGGCAUGCUGCUGCCCAAGAAGAAGGAUGUCCUGGAAUUUCUGGAUAAAACAACAUAUUCUGUGUAAGAAGCCCAUGUCGUCAGAUUUACUGGUGCCCAUAAUGCCAUUGAGUUUGCUGUGCCCUGGCCACAGUCCUUCUACAUAAGAGAAUUGUCCCCCAGGUCAGUGAAACAUGAAUCUUGGACACCCAGACCCAUGUCCAAAGCAUAGUCGUCUUCCCUCCACUGAAUCAAGUGGGUCAUGGUGACCUUGCAUUCACUCAUCCUUGACACCACCAGCUUCUCCUUAGAGAACUGCAGCAGUCAGUGCCUAACCUCCACCCAUGGCCCCCACAGUGUGGAGUCUAGACAUCAGACCACCUGGUUUCUCUUUCAGUGUAUUGAAAAAUACCACCUACUGCAGCCCACAGUAUUGGAAAUCCUUGUGGAUCAUGGGAGCACAGAUGUCCAGAACUGGAGUGUAGAGCAGGUCCUGUGUAAUGACAAGCUCUACAACAGCCCAGAGAAACUGGCUCAGAAAUAUGUGGAUAGGGAAGUGGACAUGGUGGUCCUCUGUAACAAUGCUGAGAAGUCAUGAAUCUUUAACAAGCUUGGUGGAGAAGUCCCAAGACACCUCAACAAGUCUGCCCAUGUGGAACAAGUCAAUGAUCCCUGAUAUAGUCUAGGAGACAACACUAACACUGCCAUCUACCAAGGCUGGAGCUACCUUAGGAAUGUGCAUUGCCAUGAGGUCAGUGUUCAAGAGGCUAUGGCUGUGUAUAGUGAAGACACACAUGCAGGAUAGCUGACCAAGACCACAGACAUGAGCAGGGGCCUGGGCAAUGCCAUCCAUGAAUUAGCUCCUCUGUCAUUGACUAUCCAAAGACAACCACCUCCUAUAGAGUUCUUCCACUACUAUGACACUAGUAGUCUUGUCCAUUAUCCAUGGUUCUUCUUUGUCUUUGAGAAGGCCAUAAGGGUACCUGAUAAGCCCAUCAACUUUAUAGGCAAAUUCAACUCAUAUAGACACAUAAUUGUAAAGCAAACAACUCCAGCAGUCUAUAAUUUUUAUUAUAUCUGGAACUUCAUUUUGUGUACAAGUGGCAUGAUAAAAAUACACACCUCCAGCUAA
Messenger RNA from Phodopus roborovskii (desert hamster), 1302 nucleotides. It is a transcript of the gene Aoc1, whose product is annotated as amine oxidase copper containing 1. Gene Ontology annotation, cellular component: plasma membrane. Gene Ontology annotation, biological process: amine metabolic process; response to antibiotic. The record is from RefSeq and is a predicted model, not a curated record. Lineage: Eukaryota; Metazoa; Chordata; Mammalia; Rodentia; Cricetidae. Gene Ontology annotation, molecular function: diamine oxidase activity; quinone binding; copper ion binding.